AUGAGUAGAAGACAAAAGACAGAUUCCAGUGAAUGGGACUUAGAAGAGGUCGACGUACCGAAAGAGGUCGAGGUGCCACCAGAAAUCACUAUACCUGUUGUGAAACCUUUGGUGAAUGUCGAAGAAUUGAAAAAACAAAAACAUCGAGAGUUUUUGCAAAGACAAGAAAGAAGAAACAUUAAACAACUACAAGCACAAUUGAGAGAUUAUGAAUCCAGAACAUUAUCAGAAGCUGAACACAAAGAAUACCUUCGAUUGAAACAAAUCCAUGAUGUCAUUGAAGCCGAACCUGUUCAACAAUAUGAAUUACCAUCCGAUUACUUAACCCUGGAGGGUAAGAUCGAUAAUAAACGUAAGAUAGAAGCUUUGAACGCUAAGGAUGACCCUAAAAAGAAGAAGUUUGAUAAUCUGUGGGAGACUGAUCAAUUAAGGAAAGCCAAAUCGCUAGUUCAUGGGAAUAUAGAUGAAAUCACUGUAGAUUCUAAUCAGUAUGAAUAUGUAUUUGAUGAGUCCCAAUUCGUAGAGUUCGAUACUCAAACUUCAGGCAAUCAAUUACCAUCAGAGGAAGUUAAACCCACUAAAAAUCAACUCAUCGACGAUGUAAGAAAAUCAUUACCUGCUUAUCAAUAUCGUCAAGCAUUUUUGGAUAUAGUCCAACAGAACCAAAUCGUAGUGGUUGUAGGUGAAACUGGGUCAGGUAAGACUACACAAUUACCACAAUAUCUUUAUGAAGAAGGGUAUUGUGAGACUAACCAGGGUAAAAAGAUGAUUGGAUGUACUCAACCUAGAAGAGUGGCUGCGACAUCUGUUGCAACUAGAGUUGCUGAUGAAAUGCAUGUAAAGUUGGGUCAGGAAGUUGGGUAUAGUAUAAGAUUCGAAGAUGAAACCAGUUCCAAGACUGUUAUAAAAUAUCUCACUGAUGGUAUUUUGUUGAGAGAGUUCCUCACUGAUCCUGAUUUAUCUAAUUAUUCGGCAUUAAUCAUUGAUGAAGCACAUGAAAGAACCAUUUCAACGGAAAUUUUAUUGAGUCUCCUAAAAGAUGUUACCAAACAACGUCCAGACUUGAAGCUUAUUGUAGCUUCAGCGACUAUCAAUGCCGAAAAAUUCUCAUCAUUCUUUGAUCAAGCACCUAUCUUCAAAAUCCCCGGUAGAAGGUUCCCUGUUGAUAUUCAUUACACAAAACAGCCAGAAGCAAAUUAUAUCCAAGCAGCCAUCAAUACUAUUUUCUUGAUCCACACUAAAAAACCUUUAGGUGGUGACAUCUUAGUAUUUCUUACCGGUCAAGAUGAAAUAGAAACCAUGCAAGAAAGUUUAAUGGAAGCUAAAAAUUCCCUCAGUUCGUCUGUGGCUGAACUCAUAAUAUGUCCAAUCUAUGCCAACUUACCCAAUGACCUUCAAAAAAAAAUCUUUGAACCAACACCUCCAAAUGCUAGGAAAGUCGUGCUUGCAACCAAUAUUGCAGAGACUUCCAUCACUAUUGAUGGUAUAAAGUAUGUGAUAGAUUCAGGAUAUGUGAAAGAAAAUGUAUACAACCCAUCCACUGGUAUGGACAGUUUGGUUGUAGUGCCAUGUUCCCAAGCUUCAGCAGACCAAAGGGCCGGUAGAGCCGGUAGAGUGGGACCAGGAGAAUGUUUCAGAUUGUACACUAAAUGGUCAUUUUCCAAUGAACUAUUAAAGAACCCUACACCUGAGAUUUUAAGAGGGAACCUUAUAUCCACGGUGCUACUACUUCUUUCCCUUGGAGUCAAUGAUUUGGUCAAUUUUGAUUUCAUGGAUCCUCCUUCUUCUGAGACUUUAAUCAAAUGUUUGGAGUUAUUGUAUGCCAUAGGAGCUUUAAACUCCAAAGGACAAUUGACUAAAACCGGUAGAUUGAUGUCAGAUUUCCCAAUUGAUCCGUUAUUCUCCAAAUGCUUGAUAAGUAGUCAGAACUUUGGUGUCAUAGAAGAUAUCAUUAUUAUUAUAUCCAUGUUAGGUGAAAGUUCAAGUCUUUUUUACCGUCCGAAAGAUAAACGUGAUGAAGCUGAUAAGAAGAAACAAUCAUUUACUGAUAGUAAUGGAGACCAUCUCACAUUACUCAAUGUGUGGAAUCAAUGGAAAGAUACAGAAUUCUCAUCCUUAUGGUGUCAGGAUAAUUUCAUUCAAUACAAGACUCUUAAAAGAGUUAAGGAAGUCAAAGAACAAUUAACAUCAUUAUGUACCAAAAACGGUAUCAACAACACUAUCACAUCACCCGAACAUGAAAAAACUGUUAUGAUCUUAAAGGCUAUCACUGCAGGAUUCUUUCCUCAUAUAGUCAGAUUAUCCAAAAUGGGAGAUUCCUAUAGAUCCAUAAAAAAGAAUCAACCAGUUUACAUUCAUCCGUCGUCAGCAUUGUUCCCUAUAAAGCCACCUCCAAAGUUAUUACUUUAUCAUGAAUUAGUAUUAACAUCAAAGGAAUACAUGAGAAACUGUAUGAUAGUUCAACCUGAUUGGUUACAAGAAAUAGCACCCCACUAUUUUUCCGACAAAGAUCUUGAAAGCAUUUCAUCCAAACCCAUAAAUAGAUUUAAAUAG
Molecule: messenger RNA, 2553 nt
Organism: Yamadazyma jaroonii
Lineage: Eukaryota; Fungi; Ascomycota; Pichiomycetes; Serinales; Debaryomycetaceae
Source: the annotation of a GenBank genome assembly